Molecule: messenger RNA, 1832 nt
Organism: Salvia miltiorrhiza (redroot sage)
Lineage: Eukaryota; Viridiplantae; Streptophyta; Magnoliopsida; Lamiales; Lamiaceae
Product: ethylene-responsive transcription factor WRI1-like
Exons: 7
Coding region: 422-1579 (385 amino acids)
Biological process (GO): regulation of DNA-templated transcription
Molecular function (GO): DNA binding; DNA-binding transcription factor activity
Source: RefSeq, a predicted model, not a curated record
AGAAUUUUCCUCCUCCCUCACAAACUCCCUUGUCUUCUUCUUCCUUUUUCCUUUUCCCUUUUCUUUUUUUGCUUCAAAAUUCUCAGCCGUGACUCCAUUCCAAGCUUGUAUUUUUCCCUCUCUCUCUCUCUCUCUCUCACUACGCAGAGUUAAUUUUGGCAAACCACUUUAGCUCACCAAAAAAGAAGCCUUUUUCCUCUCCUCUUAAUUCCCCUUUUGUUGUUGAUUCCACACCAACCCACCCAUCUUCACACACAUUUCUUCUCCGCGCUGCGCAGCGUGUCAUCUCUCUUGUAGAGAGAGAAACAAACCAAGUGAGAGAGAGAGAGAGAGAGAGAAACACACUCACGCAGACCCCCUUAAAACCCACACACACACACACAUACAGAGAGGGGAACCAAAAAAAAACAGAGAAGAGAGAAUGAAGCGCAAGUCUCCUUCAUCUUCGUGCUCCUCCUCUUCAUCUUCCUGCUGCAUCGAAUCGCCGUCAAUCGCCCAACCCAGCGCGCCGGAAUCCAAGCCCAAGCCCAAGCGCGUCCGAGCCAAGAGGAAUCAGAGCGACAAUUCCGCCACCUCCGCUAAAUCACGCAGCUCCAUUUACAGAGGCGUCACCAGGCAUCGGUGGACUGGCAGGUACGAAGCUCACCUCUGGGAUAAGACCACAUGGAACAGCAUCCAGAACAAGCGAGGAAGACAAAUUUAUUUAGGUGCUUAUGAUAAUGAGGAAGAUGCGGCACGGACCUACGAUCUAGCUGCCCUUAAAUACUGGGGACCUGCCACCAUCCUCAAUUUUCCGGUAGAGGGCUACACCAAAGAUGUUGAAGAGAUGCAAAAAUUGAGCAAGGAAGAGUAUUUGGCGUCGCUUAGGCGGCGGAGCAGCGGCUUUUCUAGGGGCGUUUCUAAAUAUCGCGGUGUAGCAAGGCACCAUCACAACGGCCGGUGGGAGGCUCGAAUUGGGCGAGUUUGUGGAAACAAGUACCUCUACUUAGGAACCUACAGCACUCAAGAGGAAGCAGCAGCAGCAUAUGAUAUGGCAGCGAUAGAAUUCAGAGGUCCGAACGCUGUAACGAAUUUCGACAUAAGUAAUUACGCGGAUAAGUUGAAGAAAUUCAUACCUGAGGUGCAAGUGGAAGAGGUCCAUGUGAAGCAGGAGACGCACUCAACUCCCCCCGACGAGGUACAAGCAGACGAAGAUCCUCACCCGGUUGCUGAAACAAGUAGCCCUAAGCCCGAACCCAAAGAUUCCAACGAGUCGGAAGGCAUGGUCACCAUGGAACCAAUCGAGGAGCACGGGCACCCUUGGGAUCUCUGUCUAGAUACUCUAUUCAACAUCCUCCCAAUACCCGACAUGCCUCUGGGGAAAGCCUCCGAGGUGUUCGACUACAAAGGCUUCGAUGAUGAUAUCGAGUGCAUCUUCGACGAGCCAUUGGAUGAUAACGAGAUCCUCCAAUACGGCGGCCAGAUCGACGCAGCAGACGCAUUGGUGGCUCAGGACUUGAAAGGGCGGGACGCCUCCGCUUCGACCUCACCUUCUUCGUCGCCACUAUCAUCGACCACAUCAGCCUGCAGCAACAUCUAAUGCCCCUUCAAGUUUUAGGAUGUUUAGACCUUAAGUUACUGUAACUUUAGUUGAGGAAGCUAGCUGUAGAUGAUAAGAGUAACAUGCAGUGCUUCUGCACAAGCUCAGAGUCUUUGGCUUGUUCAUGGCCCCCCCCUUUUUCCCCCCUCCCCUGAGAUAAAGACUGUCUCAAGAGAUAGCUCUGUUUAUCAGUGUGUAAUUCUAGGAUUUCUUCCUUCUUUCAUGAAAUGAAUUCAGUGAGUUUUGUUUUUAA